Priapulus caudatus is the source of this 2202-nucleotide messenger RNA. Its product is annotated as gamma-aminobutyric acid type B receptor subunit 1-like. The coding region runs from base 1 to 2202 and encodes 733 amino acids. Gene Ontology annotation, molecular function: G protein-coupled GABA receptor activity. Gene Ontology annotation, biological process: gamma-aminobutyric acid signaling pathway; G protein-coupled receptor signaling pathway. NCBI's taxonomy places the organism in Eukaryota, Metazoa, Priapulida, Priapulimorpha, Priapulimorphida, Priapulidae. The record is from RefSeq and is a predicted model, not a curated record. Gene Ontology annotation, cellular component: membrane; G protein-coupled receptor heterodimeric complex. The transcript has 16 exons.
AUGGUACGGCAGGUGUGGAUCGUAAUGCAGGCAGCGCUGUUUGUCUCUCAGUGUGCAGGGAGGGGCGAUAUAGUGAUUAACGACUUCCCUAAAGGUCCCGCGCCGGAGGGCGUGGUGGAUCUCCACAUAGCUGGCCUAUUCCCGAUGGAGGGAGCGUGGCCCGGUGGACAAACCCUAGUACCUGCGACGGAGUUGGCCUUAUCGAUGAUUAACAAUCGCUCGGACAUUCUACCUGGAUACCGACUCGUCAUACAUUGGAUUAACGACAAGUGCUGGGCCGGACUAGGCGUGCACGGACUACAUGAGCUCAUUUUCAAUGAUACAAACAUAAAGGUGUUAGUGAUCGGUGCUGGUUGUUCGCCUGUCAGCCAGGCAACGGCUGAAGUAUCUCACUACUGGAACCUAGUGCAGAUAUCACCAUCAUCAGUGGCACCCUCCUUGUCUGACCGGAAGCGUUUUCCGCUUUUCUUUCGCACGGCCACCGCUGAGGACACAAUGAAUAAUAUCCGCAUAGAGCUGAUGAAACACCUCAACUGGAAACGCGUCUCAAUUAUGCAAGAAGCACUAGAGAUUUUCACGACGGCAUCAGAGCCAUUUGUUCAGAUGCUCGCAGAGAACAAUUUCACAUUGCAAAUGAAUUUGCUGAUCCAAUCAGGUGAUGAUCCUAGACCAUCUAUUGAGAUCCUUCAGAGAAACGACGUGCGCAUAAUAUUUGGUGGAUUUUAUCCUGAAAGGGCGACACGGGUUUUCUGCGAGGCAUACAAGCUAGGGUUUUACGGUCCUAAGAUCCAGUGGAUUUUGGUCGGCUGGUACGACGACAACUGGUGGGACUACCAGGACCCAUCGCUGUACAACUGCACGCUUGAGCAGGUGUUUAUCGCCAUGGACGGUUACCUAGCAACGGGCGCCGUCUUCUUUAACCCGUUGGAUGAGGUCAGUAUCGCCGGCAUCACAUCGCGACAGUACAGGCAGAUGUUCAGCGACUACACUAACGGACGUAUCCUACCGGGCAUUAGAUUCGCAGGUUGGGCGUUCGACUGCAUUUGGGCAGCUGCAUUGAGCCUAAACAAAACUGAUGGGAUGCUGGCGUCGUUAGGGCAAAAGAUGCGACAUUUUUACCACUUGGACGAAGCUACAACGAACAUGAUAUUCGAUAAUAUGGCCAACAUAGACUUCACAGGAACAAUGGGAAGAGUGAGGUUUGACAAAAGUGGAAGUGCUCUUGGUUUACAGAAAAUAGCCCAAUUUCAAGGCAGGAAAAUUGUCGCAAUCGGUGUAUUCGAAGAAGAAGGUCAGCGAAUCGAAGAAGGAAUCAUCCGUCCAUUUGUUUGGAGAACACCGGACCGAGCGCCGUACGACGGAAAGCAAGUGUAUUGGUACAAGCUGGUGGUGAAUAAACAAGUGUACAUUGGCAUGUGUUUGCUCGCCGUCUGCGGCGUAAUCCUGACGCUAGGAUUUCUUAUCUUCAAUGUCACAUGCAGGGCUUGUCCUAUUGUUAAGAUGUCCUCGCCGACGAUAAAUAACCUCAUUCUAAUGGGCUGCGUCCUCAACUAUAGCGUCGUUUUCUUUGCGCACACGUCGACCCGCUCGGAGCCAGAACAGAUUCUUGCCUUCUGUAUGGUGCACAACGUGUUGCUGGCAGCCGGAUUUUCCUUGGGCUUUGGCGCGCUCUUCGCUAAAACCUGGCGCGUUCACGUAAUAUUCACCAGCGUGCAACAGAACCAGCGCAAGGUGAUUAAAGACAGAAAGCUUGUGUUUAUGGUGCUGAUGCUCGUCGGAGUAAACAUAGCAAUACUCGUCACAUGGGAAAUAAUAGACCCGAAAUAUAUCGUCCAAAGCCAGAUUUCAGAACAGUCGGACAUGAUGGAUGCUGAUAUCGUGUACCAUGCUUUCACCGACACGUGUACGUCCUCACGAGAAAUGUACUUUAUCAGCUCCAUAUACUGCGUGCUGGGACUACUUCUGAUCGUUGGCGCGGUUCUAGCCUGGGAGACGAGACAGGUCAAGGUCGAGGCACUCAAUGAUAGUCAGCUUAUCGGCAUCUGCAUCUACAACGCGGUCGUGCUCUCCGUGAUGGGAGUUGCUGUGGCGUUCGUGCUCACCGACCAGCCCUCUCUUCGCUACGCCCUCCUAGCUGGCUUCAUCAUCAUUGGAACUACGUUUACCUCUUGCCUGAUCUUUGUCCCAAAGCCAGAGAACUAA